Messenger RNA from Caenorhabditis auriculariae, 5920 nucleotides. Lineage: Eukaryota; Metazoa; Nematoda; Chromadorea; Rhabditida; Rhabditidae. The record is from the annotation of a GenBank genome assembly.
AUGCGAAGUUUCACAUAUCAACAAAGAGAAAAAUAUCACAAUUUCAAGAAGAUGAUUAUCGCUGUUCCCUUCUCCUCGUUUUUACCUUCACUUCAAGUCAUCAGAAUUGUGUUUUUCUAAUUGAUCAGCUCUAGGACAUUCAUCAGUAGUUACAGACUGCAUGAAUAAAUUUUAAACGCCUCCAAACCUUUCUUUUGUUUUGAUGAUCCGCCUUUCGGACGCUCUUUGAACAAGACUUUGCACUGACCCUCGUAACUACCAAUUUGAGUUGCUUACAAAUCCGUGUACUUAUCUUUUUCCCCUUUUUUCAAGUCUAAAAAGAGUACUUGCCCACGCGAAUCUCGUCUGAAAACCGUCUAAUUUGGCGUUCUGAAGGGAAGGAGUCGGGAGGACUGCGGCACGCCUCAAUGCACGCCCCUUUGCGAGACGAGAACCGCUGCGAGGACUCGGCAGAAGAGCUCAUGCCGCGUCUGAAGAAGCCUCGCAUCCCGGUGAGCUCUCCGUUUUCCAGAUCUUCAGCUUUAACUUUUAUGAAAGCUUCAAGCUUGCUGUAGUCCCAAGUCUUGGAGUAAAGUCAUUUGUCUCUCUUUUUGAAUUAGUAUACAGACCAACUAGGUUGGGAACCCUUUUGUAUCUAAACUUAUGUUAGAGAAAACUUAGAUACUUUUAAAACAUUUUUUUGGUUCCAAAAACCAUCAGCAAAAUAGCGUGCGAAAAAAAGAAGUUCAGACUUCUCUGUAGUCUUUUUCCUCAGCUAGCGAUGAAUGGAGUAUGCUAGUCAUCCCUUUAGAGGCGUCAGUUCUCUUAAGUGUUCACUAUAGUCUAUAGAUUCUCAGAAACGUCCGGGGCGUAUCCGGUUUGCGUUAUCGAGACAUGAGAAGUCAUAAACGAUGUUAGUUCGUGCUAACUUCCAAAUUUGCAAUUUAUUCUCAAUUUUUUUAGUGAAAGUUAGGCUGAAAAAUGUUUUCAAAAAACAGAGCGUUCUAGCAAGUUUUAACAAACUUAUUCGAAAAUUAUAAAGAGUCCAGAUUUUCUUUUUCUUUACAAAAUUACUCAAGCGUAUUGAGAGUCUUUUGGAUUUUAGUUGUAAAUAUAAAUCGAAAACUUGAAAUAGUGAAACUGCUUGGUUAUCCGCGCUCUCUUUUUCCUCGCCUACGCAGUUAGAUUAAAUGAAAAUAGCACAAGAACACAGGAGAAUUAGGGAGUGAGAAGAGAACGCAGACAGGCUGGUUCUUUCCUGCCAAAUUUUUUCAAAAUUGUAGUUUAUUUUGAAAAGUCAGUUCGUUUAUUAACGAAUUGUGAAAAAAUACAGAUAUCAUGAAAAAAAAGUUUGACGAAAUCGACCUUUUCCAGAGUUUCGAGGGCAACUCGACCAACGUCACCUUCCAAGAGCACACGAUUUGUCGGGAAGAACGGGCCACAGCCCUGGGUCGUUUCGAUGGUUUCCGAGGCUGUACCAUAUGGUUCACGGGCCUCUCUGGGGCUGGAAAAACGACGAUUUCGUUCGCCUUGGAGCGCACUUUAAACCAAGUUCGUUUUUUGAUUCUUGAUUCUUUGAUUAUUUUUGUUCAGCUCGGUAUCCCGUGCUACGGCUUGGACGGCGACAAUGUUCGGCACGGACUUUGCAAAAAUCUUGGCUUCUCGAAAGACGACCGCAAAGAGAACAUCCGACGGUGGGUUUGAGAACUUCUAAAAUGAAGUGGUAAGAAGAAGUUUUCAGUGUCGCUGAAGUUUCGAAACUGUUCGCGGACUCUGGAAUGGUCUGCCUCGCUUCCUUCAUUUCUCCCUUCAAGGAGGACCGCCUCGAGGCUCGUCGCAUCCAUUGCUGUGUUAGUUUUUACAAUCAUUCAUUCCUUAAAAACAAAAAAACAGAAUAGGAUUUUUUAUACAGCAACUUUACAAAUCCUUGACAAUCUUCGAUUCUCAAGCUUAUCUUCUAAUUUUCCUAAUUUUGCGCCAGAUAUCUUUUCAGGCUACUCUCUCCGUGAACAAAAUACUAAGUUUUGUGAAUAAAGUUCAGAAAAAUGAACAAUUUUCACACUUUUUUCUAUGAAAUCUGGAUUACAAAUGUUUUCAGAAAUGAAUCGUCGCUAUUAAAAUCUCACGUCAUUUUCACGAAACAAGCGAGAGAAAAAUAUAGAUUUUUGCCUGAUCGCGAAAGAGAUUGAACCAGUGACUCAGUUCCUACUAUGAUAGAUUUUUAUCAACUCUGCCACAUUGCCAGUCGAAAAGUGAUCACAACAGCGCAAAAAAAAUUAAAUUUUUCUUUUUUUGGUAAAAAGUGAUUAUUUUAUAAAUGAGUUUUUUUUUUGAUGAGACUAUAAGUUUGAAUUUCGUAGAAAUUUUCCAUAAACGCUUUAUUGCCUUCGAAAUUCAGGACAAAGUCCGUUUCGUCGAGGUUCACGUGAGCACUUCUCUGGAAAUCUGCGAACUGCGUGACCCGAAAAGUGAGUUUUCAGCAAAAAUAAAAUGUUUUCAAGCGUUUUUGGAAGUUUCAAUAUAGAAAAAAAGCGGUCGCUGCAUGUUUCUUUAAUUACUUAUUUUUCGGUUUUAUUCUGUGACUCUCAAUUUUUCUAGUGCUUAUCUAAUUUUACUGUCGAUCUCAAUUUUUUAAAUCAACGAGAAAAGAGAGCUUAUGCAAUAUAUACACUUUUUGAUCAGAAAGUCCAGUUUUUCUGGUUCCACGAAAGGAUCUCCGCAGAUAACGUUCUCCCCGCGUCUUUGCGCUUGUUUUUUUGGAGGAGAUCUUUGAUGUAGGGGAAAAUGAACUGGAAAAAAAAGGCUGGGGAACAUAGUAAGCUUUGAAAAUAAUUUUUUUCCGCAGAACACAUGGUUCUUGUACGAAUUCCUGAAAAAAAACUGCUGAGAAAUCAUUAUAUAAAAAAAUAUAUUGAAGUAUUGCAUAUCUGGCUGGUCUCAAACCAAAUUUUCCCAACUCUUUUCGAAACAUAAUAUUUAAAAUCUUCAGAACUCUACAAAAAAGCGAGAGCCGGCGAAAUUCGCGGUUUUACGGGCAUCGACAGCGUCUAUGAGCCUCCGGAGAAUGCCGAAAUCGUGAGCUUUUCUAAAUUUUUUCAGAAUGAGCUUUUCCUCAUGAAAAUGCAAAAAUGGGAGGAAUCGAUUACAGGUCCUCGACGCCGGAACGCAAUCUGUGCAAGCAUGCGUCACAAAAGUCCUCAAACAUCUGACGGAAGUCGGAAUAGUUCCCGAGAAGGUGAGCCGAAAGAAUCGUGCUAUUCUAUUCAACCUUUUCCCUUCAGGCAAUGAGUCAACUCACGUGUCCCGAUGUCCGCGAGCUUUACGUCCACGACGAAACCGAGAGGUUGCAAUUGUUGGAACUGUCGUUGACGCUUCCGAAGAUCCAACUCACGGAUGUUGAUGUCCAGUGGCUUCAGGUUGGUGAGGGCCUCAGGAAAAUUAUCGGCGCAAAUUGAAAAAUGCAAUCAAAAUCUCAACAAAACGUCAUUUUCUCGGAAGGCUUCAAAUUCGUUUUCUUGCCAGUCAAAAUCGAACUCUACCGUGGAUCAAUCCUAACAAGGACCCGUACUCGCAUCGGGUGAAAAUUUUUAAAUCUGGGAAAGUUUUUUAGCAAUAGAAGCUCUACUGCUUCAUCAAAAUACUGAAGAAAACAAUGGAAACGAAAAAUCAAAAACAUGAUGAUGCAUUCCUUUCGAAUUAAAGUCUCAAAAGUCGUAUUUCGUGUGGUUCCAAUCAAACUGUUUGACACAGAGAAAUAUUUACCAAAUCAGUUUUUGAUAUUUUUUCCUCUUUUUUCCUAACUGGGAAGCUAUUUUACAAAAAAAAAAGUUCAACCGGGGGGUAAAAAACAUUCCCUAGUAAGUCAAAACUUUUGAUACGUUCUUAAGUCGAAAAUACGAUAUGAAUGAGAAAGGAAAAAGUGAACAGAAGAAAAAAAAAUUAAAAUUUCAGGUGCUCGCGGAAGGAUGGGCGACUCCCCUCCCUGGGUUCAUGAGAGAGCGCCAAUACUUGCAGGCUCUGCAUUUUGGACAGCUUCUGGACUUGAAGAAGAAGGUUGUCUUCGUCGGGGAGGAAGUUCGUGGAAAAAAAAAAUUGGACUCAAUUCACUUCACUUUUUGUCAGGAUGACGGUGAACAGGACCCGUGGCCCAUUGACGAGACCAUCAGUCAGAGCAUUCCAAUCGUUCUUCCAAUCGACGAAAUCCAGAAAAAGGCCGUUUCCCAACAAAUUGAAGGUAACUAAGAGGAAAAUGUCCAGGUGAAAUUGAGAAAAAGGUUCAGGAAAAGACGUUAUUCACGAUAAAAUAGCUCUGGUGUACAACAACGAGGUCGUCGCGAUCAUUUCCGACGCCGAGAUCUUUGAGCAUCGCAAGGAGGUCAGGAUUUAUUGGUUUUUUUGAGAAUUACGAUCAUUACUCGUAGAUUGAGUCUUAAAAAAAAGGAAAUCAUUGGAAUUUUUCUAAAUAGAAUCUGAACUCUAGGGACAUAAAGAAAAAUAAAUUUAGCUCGGAACUUUGGCGCCACUAAAAACUCUCAAUCAAACUCAGACUCGAUUAUUGGUCCUCAAUAGCACUUUUAAAAAAAUAAAUUCAGACAAAGUUCAUGAAAAAUAAACCACUGAAAUGUUUGAAAAAAAUGUUCGAAUUUCGUCAUACAUUCACUGAAACUGAAAAACAAGAAAAAAAUUUCAAGAAAAAAAAAAUUAGAAAAAUGACCCUUCCAGGAGCCUGAAGAAGUUGCUGAAAAAUGUCAAAACUGAAAAAAAUGCCUUUUUUGUUUAUUUUUUUUUGGACCCAGUGAAAUUCUGAAAUUUUCUCGCUACCAUUUCAAAUCAUUCAUCUUUGACUGGGGCUUCUUCUUGUGAGAAAAGAAAAUGCUGAUUUUUCGAAAAUUCGAUUGAUUUGAUCAAAAAACAAGCUUCUAGGAGCGCGUUUGCCGUCAAUUCGGCUUCAACGACCCUCGACACCCUACCAUCUCUCUGAUCAUGGAAAGUGGUAACUGGUGCCUCGGCGGAGAUGUAGCUGUCCUCCGCGAGAUCAAGUUCGACGACGGCCUCAACGAGUUCCGCAAGACGCCCAACCAGCUCCGACAAAUCUUCAAGGAGAAGCAGGCGGACGUCGUAUUUGUCUUCCAACUCCGCAACCCGAUCCACAACGGCCAUGCGCUCCUGAUGCGCGACACUCGCGAGCAACUGCUGAAGACGUACAAGAAUCCGAUGCUUCUGCUGCAUCCGCUCGGCGGCUGGACCAAGGACGACGACGUGCCGCUGGAAGUCCGCAUGCGUCAGCACAAAGAGGUCAUCUCCGAGGGGAUUCUCGAUCCUGCCUGGACCGUCUUGUCCAUCUUCCCCUCUCCGAUGCUCUACGCUGGUCCCACCGAGGUCCAAUGGCACGCCAGGUAAUUUUUCAUAAUUUUUCCGAAAAAAAGACACUUAAACUUCAAUCGUACCUUUUCAAAAUCAAGACUGCGAUUCUGACCGAAUUCCCAGAGAAAAAUCCAUGAAUUGUGAUUUCAGAGCCAGAAUCGCGGCUGGUGUCCACACCUACAUCGUGGGAAGAGAUCCAGCGGGGAUCCAGCAGCCUGGCAGCAGCGACCCUCUCUACGAAGCCUCCCACGGCGCCAAGGUGCUCUCGAUGGCGCCAGGGCUCUCGCAUCUCAGCAUCCUGCCGUUCCGUGUCGCCGCCUACGACCUCAAGGCUAAGCAGAUGGCCUUCUUCGACCCCAGCCGCAAGCAGGACUUCGACAACAUCAGCGGCACCCGCAUGAGAACGCUGGCCAGGUCUGUUCGAGAAUAAAUCAGAACAGAUAUCUUCUUACUGAUAAAAAGUUUCCCAAAACAGCAAAUUCAUUUUUUCAGAAACGGAGAAACUCCACCAGAUGGAUUCAUGGCUCCAGCAGCUUGGAAAGUCCUCGCCGACUACUAUAAAUCCUUGGCCAAGUAG